Messenger RNA from Exophiala viscosa, 1464 nucleotides. RefSeq names its product mitotic checkpoint regulator, MAD2B-interacting-domain-containing protein. Lineage: Eukaryota; Fungi; Ascomycota; Eurotiomycetes; Chaetothyriales; Herpotrichiellaceae. The record is from RefSeq and is a predicted model, not a curated record. Gene Ontology annotation, cellular component: nucleus. The transcript has a single exon. The coding region runs from base 163 to 1314 and encodes 383 amino acids.
GCUACCCGCAUAUCCGCAGUUUACAGCCCUCCGCAAUAACGCAGCAAUUUUCGGAGAUGCAGCCCGACUUCUUACAUUUUUACUCCGCAACAUCUUCAACACUUCGACGUCAGGGUUUAUCAUUUCGACGUCAGCCUGCCUUUGCCGGAAACCUAGUCAAUCAUGUCACUCGUCACCUAUUCUGACUCGGAAGGCUCAGACGACGAGACGCCUCAGACGAAGGCCGUUGCACCGAAACCUCAAGCCGCGGCCACCAAUAGAAAUUUCACGGUCAACAAGGCAAAUCCAAGAAAGAUACAAGUCAAGUUGAACGGUUCUCCUACGAACGGAGAUGACGAUGGAGAACCAGCGCCCAAGAGACCGCGCGUUGGCGCAGGCGCCUUCAGUGGCUUCAACAGUAUGUUGCCUGCGCCAAAACGGGACGCAGACGCGAAGUCAUCAGCGAAGCCCGCAGCCAGAAAAGUCUUUAGUCUAAAGACGGGCGCAGAACCAGGGUUCAGUCGUGAGGGAGAUGCCGAACUGCGGCAUUUAUUCGCAGAGCAAGACGCUGGAUCAGGCCGACAGGAUGGAAAUAAAGAGGAUGAUACUAUACCUGCAGUGCCCAAGAAGACGGAUGUCACUGGAAGCAGUACGGCAGAAGUCCCCUUGAAGGGCAACCCAUUCAUGUUCAAACCUCUGUCUGUGGCACGCAACAACAAGAAACCGAAGCGCAAAACGGAUCCAUCCAAGGCCAUCGCCUCAAAGCCUUCAGAUGUUCCAGUACUGGCUUCGUCAACUACAAUAAAGACAGACACAACGGACCAGCCCGAGCCUGCGCCUGCGCCAAAGAAAGUCAGUCUUUUCGGGCUGAGCAGUGAUCCAGAGCCGCACAUUCCACUUCCGCUUGAAGACGAGGAAGACGAAAUCGUGGAGGUUCUAGACGACCCAAUUGGCGACGAAGACUAUUCUGCGGCUUUUGGCAGCCAGGGCCAUGCAGUGUCGACCAGCAAUCAGGCGCAGUCACUCGACACCAUUGCAUCCGACCUGAAUCUGUCCAAGGCAGAAAGAAGGCAGCUAUUCGGUCGUAACGGACGACCUGGAGGCACGGCGAUGAACGUAGUCAACUUCAACACAGACGAAGAAUAUGCGGCGAAUGAAGCACUGCGCGCAACUGGAGAACAAAUACAGCACAAUCCCGUCCGGUCCAUUGCCCCUGGCAAGCACAGCUUGAAGCAGCUCGUCAGUGCAGCGACAGGCCAGAAAGAUGCCCUGGAAGAGAGCUUCGCUACAGGAAAGAGGAACAAAAAGGAGGCUGGAAGCAAGUAUGGGUGGUAAUGAUAAUACUUUUCGAUGAAUAUUCUUCCUAGCCCAGAGCCUGCUCUGUCAUCCUUGACAGAACCCAAUUGACAGUAUUUUUGGCCCAGAGCCUGCUGUCCUCGAAGACAAAAUCAUAUCACUUUUCCGAGCAAUCAAACAGUCCAGAAC